Molecule: messenger RNA, 414 nt
Organism: Marasmius oreades (fairy-ring Marasmius)
Lineage: Eukaryota; Fungi; Basidiomycota; Agaricomycetes; Agaricales; Marasmiaceae
Exons: 3
Coding region: 1-414 (137 amino acids)
Source: RefSeq, a predicted model, not a curated record
AUGUUCCUACUACCAUUCAACGAAUAUCUGUCUGUUUAUACCAAAUCUGCUCGUAAACAGAAAGUCCAUACUGAUUUAGUCAGCGUCACAAACAAUGUCGAUGUUACGACCACGGACUUGAGCGUUUGCCGAUCAAUCCCUGCAUCCGAUUUCCCCGGCCUAGUCGAUGGUUUCCGUGCUGUUGUUGAAGCGUUAAAGGAGGUUUGUCAGGACUUUGUCUCCAAGAAAGCAGUAUUCGGGGCCUUCCCGAAUGCCGUCACGCAACUGAAGGAAGAUCUGAGGGAUCUGGCCGCUUCCCUCGUGGCUCUUGAGCAAGCGAUCGUAGGGCUGGCACCGGACAAUUUGAAGUCACAAGUCCAAGAUCUUUCCGACGAAGCCAACGCUGCGAUCGCUGCAGCACAGGCGGCAUUCUAA